AUGAACAGCACAUUGACAGAAGUUGCCUCGGAGCAACUCAAGAAGGGCGGUUUCUCCGCCACCAUUUUGGAAAAGACUGGCCUUUCACCUAUGGCAUUGGCUAUCACUAUCAUUCUAGGCUUGUUGGUAUGGGAACAGGUGGAUUACUUGAGAAAGAAGAAGCACUUGCCAGGUCCAGCAUUCAAGGUCCCUCUUAUCGGUUCCAUGAUGGACUCCAUGGCUCCUACAUUUGAUAAGUACAAUGCCAAAUGGAAGAGUGGUGAUUUGUCCUGCGUUAGUGUGUUCAACAGAUUCAUUGUCAUCGCAUCUAAUUGUGAGUUCAGCCGUAAGAUCCUCAACUCUCCUGCCUAUGUUGAGCCUGCGGUUGUGGAUUCUAUGAGAUACAUUCUUGCUGAUGAUAAUUGGGUCUUUAUGGAUGGCAAGGAACACAACAACUACCGCAGAGGUCUCAAUGUGCUCUUCCAAAGAAGAGCUCUCGGCAGCUACCUCCCUAUCAUGGACAAAUGUUACCAAAAGUUUUUUGAUGAAUGGCUCUCUCACAAUGGAAAGACUAGACAGUAUCAAUGGGAUUUCAGAGAGCUGAACAUGCAAUCUUCUCUUCGCGUCUUUAUGGGCUGGUUCAUGCCUGAGGAGGCUGCCAAAAAGUGUUCUGACGAGUACUUUAACAUCACUGCUGCUCUUGAGCUUGUCAACUUCCCUAUCCCACUUCCUGGUACCAAGGUUUACAAGGCCAUCAAGUCUCGUGAAUACAUCUAUGAUCGAUUUAUCGAGUCUAUUGUAGACGCUCGUGUUCGCAUUGAUAGUGGCGGGGAACCCACAUGUCUCUUGGACAACUGGUUGAUCGCUAUGAAGCAGAACGAGAAGGAGUGUGCUAUGAAGGGCAAGCCUGCCCCCCAUAAGUUUACCAACCGUGAAAUUGCCUUGACCAUCUUGACCUUUUUGUUUGCUUCUCAAGAUGCUACAUCAUCUGGUCUUACAUGGACUUUCCAACUGCUGGCUGAUCAUCCUGAUGUGAUGAAGAAGGUAUAUGAAGAGCAAGAUAGACUUCGUGCUGAUAACCCAGAUCAACCUCUCACUCUUGAAUUGAUGGAAAAGUCGGUCUAUUUACGUCAAGUUGUCAAGGAGUCACUUCGUCUUAAGCCCCCAGUCUUGAUGGUGCCUUACCAAACUCACAAAGAUUUCCCUAUUUCUCCUGACUAUACUGUUCCUGCCAAGUCUAUGGUCAUUCCUACUACCUAUCCUGCUCUCCACGAUCCUGUUGCUUAUCCUAACCCUGACUCUUUUGAUCCUGAUCGCUGGGGACCUGAUGGCUGUGCCGAAGAUUUUCCCAAGAACUUUAUGGUGUUCGGUAAUGGACCUCAUCACUGUCUCGGUAAAGAAUAUGCCAUUCUUCACUUGAUGUCUACUGUUGCCCAAGCUACCCAAAGACUUGAAUUCAAGCAUUACCGCACCGACAAAUCCGACUCCAUUUGGUUAUUCGCUACAACCUAUCCCGAAGAUUUCUGCCCUAUGAGUUUCCACCCAAGAAGCAAGUAG
Mucor velutinosus is the source of this 1536-nucleotide messenger RNA. RefSeq lists its product as uncharacterized. Gene Ontology annotation, molecular function: iron ion binding; monooxygenase activity; heme binding. Gene Ontology annotation, biological process: sterol metabolic process. The coding region runs from base 1 to 1536 and encodes 511 amino acids. The transcript is spliced from 3 exons. The record is from RefSeq and is a predicted model, not a curated record. NCBI's taxonomy places the organism in Eukaryota, Fungi, Mucoromycota, Mucoromycetes, Mucorales, Mucoraceae.